This is a messenger RNA of Nerophis ophidion (straightnose pipefish), 1572 nucleotides long. RefSeq names its product collagen and calcium binding EGF domains 1 (gene ccbe1). Gene Ontology annotation, molecular function: calcium ion binding. Lineage: Eukaryota; Metazoa; Chordata; Actinopteri; Syngnathiformes; Syngnathidae. The record is from RefSeq and is a predicted model, not a curated record. The transcript is spliced from 11 exons. The coding region runs from base 213 to 1394 and encodes 393 amino acids.
UAUCAAAAAACAAAAACAAAGAUAUUCAUGGUCGAAUAAUCAUUUAUAAAUUGUCUCAUGAAUCAUAAUACACGCUUGACAGUGACAAAAAUCAAACAAAAAAAACUAAUGGCGAGUGGGCGUGUCUAAUAUCCACGCCGCCAGGCUGCUAGCAGUCGGAGCCGAUGGCCUCAUGACAGGAGCCGGCAGGCAGCGGUGGUGAGUGGGCCGACAUGAUCCACGGACACGCUGGGAGACCGCUUCUGCUUGCCCUCACCUGUGUGUUUCUCUCCGGAGCCUCGCCAUGGUCACACCGCCAGGAGGAUGCCCGCUACGGUGACAGUGAGCAGUGCUCUGACAACAACAUCUCCACCACUCAGUACUCCUGUGUCAAGUCCAGUGGGGAAGUUGCUACAUGUUACAGAAAGCAGUGCUGCCAGGGCUUCAAGUUUGUGCUGGGCCAGUGUAUUCCUGAAGAUUAUGACGUGUGUGCUGGCGCCCCCUGUGAGCAGCAGUGUACCGAUCAUUUCGGCCGAGUGGUGUGCACCUGUUACCCCGGCUACCGAUAUCACCGCGAGAGGCACAGGAACCAUGAGAAGCCUUAUUGCCUGGACAUCGACGAAUGCGUCGAGACAAACAAAACGGCCUGUUCUCAAAUCUGCGUCAACGCGGUGGGGAGCUUUAGGUGCGAGUGUGAGACGGGCUACUUCCUGGAAGAAGACGGGCGAACAUGCACCAAGGGGGAGAGAGCACUGCAUAUUUUGGACCAGUCCGACAACGUGAUGAACGCGGGGACCUGCUCGGCCACGUGCGACGAUUUCCAGCAGAUCAAGACGACCGUGCUGCAGCUCAAACAGAAGAUGCUGUCAAGCAGUGGUGAUGCUCUUGAGCAAAGGACUAAUGACAAAAUUCCAGGGUCCACUACAGUUUUUUUGACAGGAUCCCCGGGCCUUCCCGGUCCAACAGGCACUCCAGGACCUGAAGGACCAGGGGGUCCUAAAGGACAAUCGGGGCCCCCAGGCCCUCCUGGACCAAGGGGCUUGAUGGGUCCCAUGGGGCCCACACCAGACUUGUCCCUCAUCAAACGAGGCCCUCGCGGAGCUGUGGGGCCUCCUGGAGCACCGGGAAAAGACGGACGCAAGGGUGACCGAGGAGCUCCCGGGCUUGUUGGACCUCCAGGCCCUCCAGGCUCCUUUGACUUCCUGCUCCUGCUCAUGGCCGACAUCCGCAACGACAUCGCCGACCUUCAGGGUAAAGUUUAUGGCCACGCCCUCCUCUACCCGGGGGAGGAGCCUCCUGCCGUCUGGAGGGAUGGUCAGGACGCAGGCUCGGGCGAGGACUUCAAAGAACCGCCGCCUCCGCAUUCCAGAAAGAACCGGAAGAGGAAACCUCCGCGAAGAGACUGGAAUGAUUGAGGGGAGUGAAUUUUUAAAUACUGAAUGCGAGGUGUAAAUAUUGACCUGUUAUUAUUGUUAUUUAACUAUUUUUGAUCAGCCAAAACCAUCCCAGAUGUUUAUUUUUCUAUAAUAUGCAUAUUUAAAAAUACAUAACUAUACUUUAUAUACAUACAGCACAUUAAAAGAAAAACAGGAA